AUCGAUCAUAUCGCUGGCUUGUGCCAAUGUGCAAGCCCGUCGAUUAGUGGUUACCGGUUACCCUUGGCUCUCUUCAAUACACCUGUAAGCACUAUCAUAGUCUCACGGCCAUAUUAAUUGCAUCUCUCCUGUCAUCUAUUCAAUUUCUCCCAUGACGUUCUGGCAUCUCUGCAGGUCUUCCAGCAGAAACGAUGCAUUCUAAUCAGAGGGUGAAACGUUGACCGUUGACAUUGAACUGCCAACCUCAUUCCCCCGGCGAGCAGCAAACUCCGUACCUGCAUCUUUUCACUCGUAGGGCCAAAUAUGCAACUAUCAACUCCAAAUGGCAACGGCGUCCAUCAUUCCGAUCAUGUUGUAUGACUACGCACAACCAAUAUAUUAUCAUUCAGAUGUCCACCCAAGACCGUAACCAAUCCUCAAAGUCUUCAUAUUCCUCUCCAGGCGUGCUAGUAAAUAUGCAUGUCGCCCCUUGCUACGAUGUUUCUCGAACCCGCUCAGUCGCACUCCUCCCUCAGGAACUAGUCGAUCAUAUUAUCGACUUUCUACACGACGACAAGAAAACCUUGGCUCGCUGUUGCUUGGUCAACCACAUGUGGUUGCCCUCAAGCCGCUACCACUUAUUCCAUUCCAUCUCUCUCUCCAUCCGCAACCAUAAAGAUCGCUCACCAACUCACUCGGCGAGCAAAACCUUGAAAAGGUUCACCAACUUUGUUUCCAAACAUCUUUAUGCACGUCGCCUCAUCCGUUCGCUCUCCAUAUCCAAGGGUCAAGGCUCCUUUUCCGUGUCUAUCCAUUCGAGUCACCUCGUGGCCCUCGUCAUAGCUUUGUCUCGCCUCCAGACCCUCUCUCUCAAGAGCGUUUAUCUUCUCGGCGCAGACCCGAAAGACGGCAUCAGUCUACUCUUCCAGACCCAAUCAUGUCUCCGCCUUGACGAGUUGCGCUUCGAGUACGGCAUUUUCGCAGCGUCCGAGGACGCGCUUUUCGGCGCACCGUUCAUCGACUUCCUCAGCGCGUUCUCCCACAUUGACAAACUCUGUUUUCUGGGAAACGCGUCAUUCAGGGACAGGGAUACGAUAGCCGAGAUUCCCGACUUGCCAACAAAGGUCAAAGUAGCCACCAUCUCAGCUAUAUCGUUCCCACUGUGCUUCAACGGUACCAUAAAUCCCUACCUCCUUCGCACCAUCGACUUUGCCAGCAUUCGAUCACUGCAUACAGAUAUGUUUACGGACUUGCCUUCAUUCGCAGCGUACCUUCGUCAUCCCACGCUGCAUCUCAAACAUCUCCACUUGAACCUAAGACUACGACGCUCGUUUCUUAUACCCGCCUUUCCCAAUGUAGGAGCCUCCCUCAGUCAAUCGGGAACCGCUGCCUUAGAGGCGUUCUGUGUCGAUGUAGACGGUCAUGACACCUGUGCAAAAUGGGACGAGUUCCUCGAACUCAUAACCACUAUGCUUCAGCGCCCUUUGAAGCGCCUGGAGCUCAAUAUGCAUCUCACCUACCACGUUCCUUUACGCAGGAAUGCUUUCGCGCAGAAUAUGGCAUUGACUAGUUUCCGAUCGCUCUUGGAGCGUCAUCGCACGCUGAGACGCACCAUCAUAUCGUUUGUCACACCGGAGCAGGGGUGGGAGUGGGAGUAUACUGUGAGGGAAACACUGGGAUACUUCAAGUCAGAAUUUGCUGAGAUGUGCGAGAGGGGACGUGUCGUGUUGAAUGGUUCACUACUAGAGGACGGACAUGGUCCUGCCAAGAUGCAUUCUUAGUCAUCAGUAGCCAUUUCGCCGCCUUCUCUUUAUCGUUCAAGUUCAAUAUUUUGUUUACAUUACGAUCAGUAGGAAGUGGAGGAACCUGGCCAUCCGCAUUCGGGUGUUUGUAUACCAAAAGCGACAUUGUAGUGUAAGGGCGCGAUUAUCCCAAAAAUCAUAUUCGGAUAUUCAAUGU
Molecule: messenger RNA, 1938 nt
Organism: Somion occarium
Lineage: Eukaryota; Fungi; Basidiomycota; Agaricomycetes; Polyporales; Cerrenaceae
Source: the annotation of a GenBank genome assembly